CUUCUCCCGCUUCUGACUAAUCACCCAAUCUCGCCCGUUCAUUCCUUACCAAUUAAUAUCUCCCAAACGGCGACGUUUCGCCGCCACCGCUCCGGCCCGCUUAAGUUGCUCGACUUUUAAUCACCAGCCCCUGCGACUACCCGUACUGCAACGCCGCGAGACCUCGUGACGUUCGUCACACUGACUCGAGUCCUUAAAAAACCCUCUCCUUCGCUGUUCUUACGCGGUUGAUCACAUUUCUCAUUUCUCGUUUCUGAUUUGCCCCCCUUGCGGGCGUUGUCUGAAGUCUGAAUUCAUACGUAAUAUAUUCGUAUUUUUUUUUUUAUAUCAGAUUUUGUUGUUGCUUUCUGCUUUUUCUUCGCCCGAUUUCUUUCCAUCAGCGAGAAAGUUGGUUCCAGUCUCAUUUGCUUUGAGUCGCUGGUGAGAUGUUCAUAAUCUGGCUUUUUAAUCGCGAUUUCUAAUCUUAAAUAUUUUUUCUGGAUCACUGCGAUUUUUGGGCACAAUUUGGAAAUCUCUGCUUCGCUUGUGUUUUCUGCAUUGCUUUUAAAGUUGGUUACUGUUUGAUGCUUGAAUGUUGCCGAGCUGGGGCUCUGCAUUUGUUUCUUUAGUAGAAUUUGAAAGCAAAUUUUUAGAAAUGGAAGUGGAGAGACUGAAACUUCAUCAAUUUUUGGUUUGUUCUUUUCGAUCCGGGCCGUCAGUUGAGUUACACUCAGAGCUACUCUGUGAAUUGGUGGGACCCGAGCACAUGGCCAGACUAGAUUGGUUCCCUUGAGGUUAAGGAUGUAUGCUAUCUCUAGUAUGGGUGAAGUACUGAAGCUGGAUUCAACUAUGUCCAUGUCCUCGACCUCAAGUGAAUGCAUUCCUAAUAUUAUGUUUAUUGUUGGCAGUUUUAUUGGAGAUUUUAUGAACAUGAAUGGUAGCUGCAGUAGCUUUUUCAAUUGUGUUGGAUUUAUUUCUAGGGUUUGUAAAGCAGAAAGACCCAAAAAUUUGGCACAUUCUUAAUUCUAAUUACUGAUAAAGGUGCAUAUCAAGCUUUACGGGCUAGAUGUUAUCACAGUGGAUGAGAUUAUUGGAAAUACCUGUGGCUUGUAUUGUUUCCAAAAUACUAGCUGGUCAGAAUUGAGACCUCGUAAAAGAGCUCACAUGCACAAAUUAUAAUAUGUUAAUGGUUUUUUUCCGACCAACCCACUUAGCUUACGCAUGUGCUCAAUUUUAUGGGUGGGGUGACAAAAGCCUUUGAGGCUGCUAACGAUAUAACAUACAAGUUUUUUAUUUUAUGGAAAUAAACAGGACAAAUUCUAUAUUCUGAAAGACCAUAAAUGAAGAUAAUUACAUGUGAAUUUUUGAUGUCUUGGUAAACCUUUUGGCUCUUGGAUGGAAUCAAACCUUGAUUUAUUGAAGUUAUAAUCCAGUGUGAUGUUUAUUUCUUUGAGGGAAGCUGGAUAUGAUGCACUUCUCAUAAUAAACCAAAUUCUGCACCUUUUUCUAAAGCAUGGAAGAAAAGAAACAUUUUGAGGUGGAAUUGUUAUUAUAGGAGACAGGUUAACAGGUAUUUUGUUGGAGAGGAAACAGAUUUUGGGUUGAAAAGAUUAAUCAUAUAAUUUGCAAAUGAUUACGUAUGAGCAAGAUCCUGACGUUAUUCGGUGGGGUCUCCAGUUUUUUGAAAGUGAUCCAUAUUCCAAUUGUGGGUAUUGUGAUACCGUUGCAUCAAAUUUUGUGGAUUAUUAUGAUGGAGAGUAUUUCAAGGAAGACCAUUAUGGUGCACAAUGUUGCAAUUUGGAGAAUGGCGAGCUUCUUUUUCAUGCUCUUCAAGAAGACCUUUCACAACUUACAGUUGAAGCACCCGGACCUUCACUUGAAAGUGUAGACCAAUUACAGUCACCUGUCUUUCCACAGGAAUGGCUUGGUCAAUCCAUGGGAAAUUAUAGUUUGGGGCAUGAGAGUAGCCAAGAGGCAGAUGAUAGGAUACUUUCUAAUUCAUGUUCUAGCCCUGGAGAAGAGUCAUAUUGUGGGGAGGACUGGUCAUAUUCUCAAGAGCUAACAGACGAGUACUCUUUGGAUGGUGAAGUGGGCAAGAGAUUGAAUCAGAUGGUUUCUGUUCCUCACAUUCCUAGAAUAAAUGGAGAAAUCCCAUCGGUUGAUGAAGCCACUUUAGAUCACCAGAGGCUCCUGGACAGAUUGCAGUUAUAUGAUUUGGUUGAGCUAAAGGUCCAAGGAGAUGGUAACUGUCAGUUUCGAGCUCUGUCUGAUCAAUUUUAUCGCACUCCUGAGCACCACGAAUUUGUGAGACAGCAAGUUGUAAAUCAGCUUAAAUCUUACCCUGAGAUAUAUGAGGGAUAUGUUCCAAUGACCUAUGGGGAAUAUAUAGAGAAGAUGGCCAAAAGUGGUGAAUGGGGUGAUCAUGUCACUUUACAAGCUGCAGCUGACUCGUAUGGUGUUAGAAUAUUUGUCAUAACAUCUUUCAAGGACACCUGUUACAUUGAGAUUCUGCCAAAUGUUGAGAGGUCAAAACGAGUGAUAUGCUUGAGCUUUUGGGCAGAGGUGCACUAUAACUCCAUAUAUCCAGAAGGAGAAUUGCCUGCAUCUGAGACCAACAAGAAGAAGAAGAGAUCGCGGAUCUCUCGAAACAAGCAUUUGACUCACCAGAUGGAUUCAAAUAAUGACAUGAGCGGAAGUUAUGGAGAAGAUGUUACAGGAGGAACAAUUUCAACCUGAUGCUGGGCUUUGCCUUUCACUCCUUGCCCUUCCAUUGGUGCAACUCUUAUUUUACAUUCUUUUUUCUAGUAGAACUUCUAAACUGCAGAACUCUGCUUGCAAUUUGUUAUUUAAAGUACUCUAGAUUUUGCUUUGUGCGCUUUUAAGUUCAUGCACUAUGGCGUUAUUUGUUUUUGAACGUAAACAUUAGUUUUUGCGAUCUGCAUGUAUGGAUAGCAUUUUGAGUAUUAUUUAAAGAAGGAUUGGAUUCGAAUUCUCUA
Molecule: messenger RNA, 2975 nt
Organism: Malania oleifera
Lineage: Eukaryota; Viridiplantae; Streptophyta; Magnoliopsida; Santalales; Ximeniaceae
Product: OVARIAN TUMOR DOMAIN-containing deubiquitinating enzyme 12-like
Exons: 12
Coding region: 1609-2715 (368 amino acids)
Biological process (GO): protein deubiquitination
Molecular function (GO): cysteine-type deubiquitinase activity
Source: RefSeq, a predicted model, not a curated record